This is a messenger RNA of Myxocyprinus asiaticus (Chinese sucker), 7195 nucleotides long. Its product is annotated as interferon-stimulated 20 kDa exonuclease-like 2. The coding region runs from base 3261 to 3914 and encodes 217 amino acids. NCBI's taxonomy places the organism in Eukaryota, Metazoa, Chordata, Actinopteri, Cypriniformes, Catostomidae. Gene Ontology annotation, molecular function: nucleic acid binding; 3'-5'-RNA exonuclease activity. The transcript has 4 exons. The record is from RefSeq and is a predicted model, not a curated record. Gene Ontology annotation, cellular component: nucleus.
UCUAUCUGCGCCCUUAAACUUAAUAGCUGGUUGUACCACCUUUAGCAGAAAUAACUGCAACCAAACGAUUCCGAUAACUGGAGAUCAGUCUUUCACAAUGCUGUGGUGGAAUUUUGGCCCACUCUUCUUUGCAGAACUGCUUUACUUUAGCCACAUUAGAGGGUAUUCGAGCAUGAACUGCCCGUUUAAGGCCCUGUCACAGCAUCUCAAUCGGGUUCAAGUCAGGACUUUGGGCUAGGCCGCUCCAAAACUUUAAUUUAGCUUCUUUUGAGCCAUUUAGAGGUGGACUUACUCCUAUGUUUUGGAUCAUUGUCUUGCUGCAUAAUUCAGUUGCGGUUGAGCAACUCAGGGACUGAUUAGUGGAAGUUCUCCUUUAGGAUUUUCUGGUAGAGAGUAGAAUUCAUGUUUCCCUAAAUUGCUGCAUGUCGGCCUGGCCCUGAAGCAGCAAAGCAUCCCCACACCAUCACACUACCACCACCACGCUUUACCGUAGGUAUGAUUUUCUUUUUAUGGAUUUCCGUGUUUGAUUUAUGCCAGAUGUAAUGGGACCCCCUGUCUUCCAAACAUUUCCACUUUUGACUCAUCAGUCCACAGAACAUUCUCCCAAAAGGUUUGAGGAUCAUCAAGGUAUGUUUUGGCAAAUUUCAGACGAGCCUUGAUGUUCUGCUGAGGUAGCAGUGGUUUUUGCCUCUCCACUCUUCCAUGGAUGGCAUUUUUGGCCAGGGACUUUCUGAUAGUGGAGUCACAAACAGUGACCCUUUAUUGAUAUGAGAGAGGCCUACUGUUCCUUGGAUGUUGUCCUUGGCUUUUUUGUGACUUCCUGGAUAAGUCGCUGUGCUCAUGGAGAAAUUUUGGAAGGUCGGCCACUUCUGGGAAGGUUCACUACUGUACCUGAGCCCUUUUCCACCGACAUGGUGCGGGUUCCUGGGCCGGUGCAAAUUCUCGAACUGUUCCGCGCAUUUCCAUAGCAGAAAAGGCCGUUCCGGGGCCAAAAACGCAGGAAUCAAUUAUGUCAGGGGACGGAGGGUGGGAUAAUGUUUUGUCACCAUGGUUAAGUUUUCCCACACAACAACUGUAGCUACCAUCUGCAGCAAGGAGUACUUUGCUCUAUAACAACAAUAAAAAAACCACACAAAAUUAUUAGACAUCAAAAGUGUUCAGAUAACACGACAAAACAAGUGCUCUACGUGCGAUAUGGUAUUUACGAAGAUCCGAGAUAAACUAGAGAGAUCGCAAAAGAAAAAAAUGAAAAUACAGCAUGAAAUGCACGCCGCUUUCAGUCGGACAAUUUACCAAAUCAUAAACUAAUUGAAAAAUACUGAAGGGAGUACAGGGACCAUAAGAAGGACAUAAGCAAAAGUGACUGUGGACAGCCUGCUAACUAACCGAGGCAUUGAAUGUAGCCGGUAACGCUCGUGAUGAACAGUGAAUUGCCGGUGUCCUCUGCAGCUAAUCUCAGUAAGUUGUUACAUUUGCCAACUUUGUUAGCUUUUCUUGCACUGUUGUCAUCUUAUUUUGUGCAUCAUUUUGUUCUGUAAGGGGAUUUUUGACCAGCUACUCACUGGAAGAUCGCAGUGAUCUCUUUAGUAAAACGGUGGGAUUCUCAAUCAGUAAUAUUACAUGCUAUUGCAAAAAUCCAAAUACAACCAUCUGUUACACCAAUGUUAAUAAUGAUUCCACUGUAACAGUUUACAGAACUUAGCAAGUUAAGCCAUAGUUCAUACAAUAUAAUGUAAUUACCUAUCGUCGUUAGCAUAGAUGUCGUCUCUGACAAUCUUGCUGAACAUUGUAAUAACAAUGGAUGGUUGUAUUUGGAUUGCAUUCAUCCGUAUGUUUAAAUAUGACCUCAAAAACAAGAGGAAAAGCUGUAUACAAACACACUGUGACGCGCCAUGUUUGUUUAUGUUUGAGGUAGUCAUUUGAAACUAGCACAUAGACAGUAACCCGUUACGUCACCAUUUGGCUCUCAGGUCAGUGGAAAAGCACGGCUGGUUUAUGAUAGGCUCCAGAUUGCCCCAGCCAUGAAUCAGUGGAGCACAGGCUCUGCACGAGAACCAUCGCAGUUUUGGUGCAAAAGGGCUAACUGUGGUUCUUUGGAAUCCCAGAGCCUUUGAAAUAGAUUAGUAACGUUCCCAGAUUGAUGUAUUUCAGUCACCUUUUUCCUCAUCAUUUCUGGAAUUUCUUUCGACCUUGGUAUAGUGUGCUACUGGGUGAGCCCUUUAGCCAACUUCAUGCUGCUGAAAAAGGUCUAUUUAGGUGUUGAUUUGAUUGAACAGGGCUGGCAGUAAUCAUGCCUGGGUGUGUUUAGUCCAGCUGAACCCCAUUAUGAAUGCAGUUUCAUAGAUGUGGGGAUUUAGUAGCUAUUACUUAUACUUUUUCACACAGGUCCAGUUGGUAUUAGAUAACUUUUUGCUUCAAUAAAUAACAUUAUCAUUUAAAAACUGUAUUUUGUGUUUAGUCCGAUUGCCUUUGUUUUAUGUUAGAUUUUUUAAACCAUUUAGUAUGAGAUAUACACAAAAACAGAAGAAAUCAGGAUGGGGGCAAAUACUUUUCCACAGCACUGUGUACACACACACACACACACACACACACACACAUACAUACAUAUUUAAUUUGCUAGAGUUAUGCUGAUAAAUAAGGCAGAAACGUGUCUGUGAAAUGGGUCCAUUGUUUUAAUCACAUCUAAAAGACUCAAAAAUUGUAACUUGGUUUAGUUAUUCAGUUUCUGUUAGAAAUAAUUAGAAAAAACAGUGAAACUGUGAACCUGCCAUUUCCCAUCUUGUGAUGUUUAUUGUUUACUCCACAUGGUGUAAAAGAGCUGUUUACUUGGAUAACCUUUAUACUCAAUGUUUAGGCCUAAAAUUGAAUCUUUAUAAGGCAAACUAUUAAAACUAAACGAUUUUUUGUUGUCACCUCACAGGAUUUUAAGUUCUUUUUCACUGUUCUCUCUUUCUCCUCUUCAAGACUGAAAGAACAUCGAGGAAUCACCCAUUUUAAAGCCCUGAUUUUAGUACACCUAAUACUGAAGUCAAGGAGGCAAAUCGAGUAAAUCCAAAGGAAAUGGCAAACACGAACGUUUUCUUGGAAGGAGACGUUUUCUGGAACAAAAGGGUUUUUUAAAAGACAAACAAAACAAAAAGCGAAAUGAAAAGAACAGUAAGAGAAAGAGAAAAAAGCAGAGGCACACGCAGAUCAAUGGAGGGGAUCCAUCGAAACCAGGUGCUAUUUUUCCUCAGUUUACCACCACUGUGCCUGAUAGGAUGAAUGAGCCUUCCUGUUCCACACAGACACUUUUCCAGAAACCCUCAUCUUCAGUUUCAUCCACUGCCUGCACUUCUCAGGGAAAACAAACGCACAGGGUGGCGCCCCGCACUGUUGGACCUUUAAAAUACUUAGCAAUGGACUGUGAGAUGGUGGGAACAGGACUGAAGGGGAGCAUCAGUGAGCUUGCCCGCUGUAGUAUUGUCUCCUACAACGGUGAUGUCAUUUAUGAUAAAUUCAUCAAACCCAUCAACCUUGUCACGGAUUUCCGUACACGCUGGAGUGGUGUCAGGAAGCAGGAUCUACGCAAUGCCACACCCUUCAGUCAGGCACAGAAAGAGAUUGUGAAGAUAAUGACAGGAAAAGUGAUUGUGGGCCAUGCCAUCCAAAAUGACUUCAAGGCCUUAAAAUAUUUCCAUCCUGCCUGCCAAACACGAGAUACCUCACGGAUUCCACUGCUAAACCAUAAAGCUGGACUGCCUGUGCACGAAGUUGCGUCUUUGAAGAGGCUCACCAAGGCUCUCUUCAACAAGGACAUACAAACAGGGAAGGGAGGCCACUCAUCAGUGGAAGAUGCCAAAGCCACCAUGGAACUGUACAAAGUAGUGGAGGAAGAAUGGGAGCAAACACUGGCUUCUCAGCCUGUCUGCUAGAAACAAGCAAUGGAUCAUGUAGCUUUGAAUCAAAGAACAGUAUGAAACAGGAUAAUUUUCAUAUGCAUCCCCAGUCCUAUUAUUUUUCUAUCAUUAGUACACUAUAUGGCCAAAAGUUUGUGGACACCAUAUGUGCUUGAUGAACAUUUGAUUUCAAAACCUUAGGCAUCAGUUUCCCCCUUUGCUGUAAUAACAGCUUCCACUCUUUUUGGAAGGCUUUCCACUAUACUCUCAUUCAGACACAAGGCUAUCAGUGAGGUCAGGAACUGAAGUUGGUCGAUUGGGCCUGACUUACAGUUGCUGUUCCAGUUCACACCAAAAGUGAUCAUUGGGGUUCAGGUCUGGGCUUUGUGCAGGCCAGUCAAUUUCUUCCACGCCAGACACAGUAAACCAUUUCUUUAUGGACCUCACUUUGUUCACAGGGGCAUUGUCAUGCUGGAACAGAAAAGGGCUAUCCCCAAACAGCUGCCACAAAUUUGGAAGCACACAAUGCCCAAGCCAUUACAUAAAGAAACAUUAAGAUUUUUCUUUACUGGAUUUAAUGGAGUAACCAAAUUCAUUAAUUAGAAGGGGGUGUCCACAAACUUUUGGCCAUAUAGUGUAUUUUCAGAAACAAGAUUUGAAGCUCUCCACUAUCUUUUUGUAACACUUGAACCUCUCAGCUGCAGUGGUUGGGUUUCAAAUCCACUAUGGGGUUCUUCAGUUCCUAUACAACAAAAGUGAUGAUAUUUUAACUCAUUUUAUUGAUUCUUUUUUAUCAACUUUUUGUCACUUUGAGACAGUAGUUAAUUUGCUAAAAACAUUGGAAAAUUUGCCAGCUGUUCUCAUGGAUCACUUGAGUUCUGUUCAGAAUGUCUUCAAUAAGUGCAGAGGGGGAAAAAAGCUCUCCGCCCAUCUUUAUUUCUCAUGUCUGAUGAAGAAAACAAGUCAGCAUUUCUCUUCUAUUGUGAAUUCAACACCACCACAUGAACUAUAGUUCCUUCUGUAUUUAACUCUAAAACAGCAGCGCCUCAACUGCUAUCCCUAAGAUUAGUCAAAUCUCUUUUCCCUCCAAACCCACUCAAAAAUCAGUCAGUCUGUGUUUAGAAAUCUGGUUGCACCACAUUGGUAAUGUUUGGGAAAUAGACAAAUUUUCCUUGCCCACCAGUUUCCCAGGAGUUAAACAAGCUUGUUUUAGACUAAGAUUAAUCUGUGAGUAGUGAACCAGAAAGGUUCGAUCUGAAUGGUGGAACACAAUCCAGAUCUUACAUUAGAGUCUUACCUCUGAGCAUCUUUUCCGUUGAGAUUUUAGGGUACGUUUACAUGACAACGAUGUACUAAAAAGGAAAGGUUUUUCCUUUGCGUCUUUGAAAAGUUUUGCAUACAGACGACAACGUUGUCAAAAUGAUCCCCGUUCACACGGAUCUGUGAAAACGACUAAAAACGCUUUAUUAUGCAUGCCAGGCCAGUAGUUGGCGAUGUCACUUUGAAAGAAACACUACGUGCCUGCGCACAUAAGCAUUCUUUCACAGAGCGGUGAAUACAAACAAUGAAAUGAUCGCUGGUCGUAGUAGUGAUGAAGUAAAUCUACACUUUGCUGGAGAAGCGUCAAUAAACUCAAAAUCUUGAGCAGCACAAACACAGUCCUGUUGUCCGCCAUUGUAAUUUUGAAUGUCUCGCGCAUUGUUCUGAAGUUCUCGCGCGCAUGCCUAUAGACUGAACAUGUAAUAUGCGUGCGCAUGACGUCAUCGUUUUCACAAAUUCGCGUUUUUGUAUGUUUACACGGAGACGAUAAGGGCAUCGUUUACAAAAACUUGCACUUUGAAACCCGUUUUCAAAAGUUUGCGUUUUCAGGCCCCAAAAUGGCAUUGUCAUGUAAACGAGCAGCCAAAACGCAUAAAAAGUUUUCCAUAUUUAGUUGAAAACGUUGUUUGGUUAUAAUCAAUUAGAUUUUACCUCUUCUAAAGAUGUGAACACAUGACCUGCAGGGGUCCACAAUUCUUACGAUCACUAUGCCAUAUUAAAAUUACGUUUAGAUAGGACAUCGCAUUAAAAUAAAUCUGAUUUCGAACAGAUUUUAAUGCUGUUUUACCAUGUUCUCAACAGACUGAUCGCACAGUGAAAACAGUAGGUUGACUUUUUUUUUUUUUUUGCUGAAAUUGGUCUGUGCUUACUGAAAUGCAAAACAGUGUUCCCUGUGGCCAAAGCGGGUGUAAUGUCCACAGGGGGGCACUAGAAGCAAGUACAGGCUGUUAUACAGUGAAGAGAAAUGCAUAUUUUAUAAACUAUCCCUAAUCCUAACCAGCAGUGGAGUACAAAUGUAAUGUUAGAGGGAAAAUGCAACCUUCGAAUUGUGUUCACUGAUUAUCCGAACAUGAUUACUUCUUGUUUUCUGCAUGGGAUCUGAACCCGGGUCUACCAUGCUGCUUCCGGUCGCACCACAGGGGAAGGUAACACACUGGAGCCGAUGCAGAAAUGUGUGAUAGGAGAUGGUGCUUGUCAGACAAAGUCAGAAUAAUGUUGGCCGAUCCUAGGGUACCUGAACUCUCGGAAACAACAUGCUGACUUUCCCUGUGAUCAUGUUGUUUUAUAUAUAUAUAUAUAUAUAUAUAUAUAUAUAUAUAUACAUCAUGAUUAUUUUGGAUAAAUAAUUUACCAAUCUCUUACCUCUCUGAUUUGCCUAUUUCUAAAAUUAACAUUGAAUGAAUACAUUUAAUAUAACUUUUUCAUUCUUUGCAAUGUUAUGCAUGAUAAACCUUCAGUGUGUUAUUGCUGGAGUAUCUAGUGUUGCUGACGUAGCAGGACUAUGCCAGAACAGAAAAGACUGACCAUAACUUGUCGUUUAAUGAAAUCCAACAGAUUUUGGCUGAAAAAGUUUGGGAUGAAAUCAGGGUUAAUGCUGUAGAGAGACGACAGUCAGUGUGACAUCAUAUUUUCCCAGUUGUGGCUUGGAUAUGGAUGGUAGUAAUGUCUGUAAAAUAGAUCAUGUUUUUAUAUCCUCAGUGGUUGGCAGGCAGAGGUAGUCUUGUGGUAAAGAAAGAGGUACCCUUGCUCAUUACCAGAGGAUUAUCAUAAUGCAAGAACCAAUAUAUAAUGUACUGUAACUUUAUGUAACCUUUAGUCUGGUGUUGACACACAUAAUGAAGAGAGCGCUCUAGAUGUUAUCUGUGUCUGAAGACAAAUUCACUUUGUCUCCUACAUCUAAUUAAGGCUCAUAGGUUGAUUUAGCAUGGCCAGAUGUUUGUGAUCACCCUAUAAAUUUUGGCCUUUUUUCUUUUUUUAAAUAAAAAGAUCAGUACUUU